CUUUUAAAAAAUACUAGCGACCCGCCCCGGCUUUGCAGGGGUGCAAUGCUGAUACUAAACAUACCACAGAAUGUCUUUAUAUACAACGUUCACAGCUUUUUUGUCAUUAGAUAGGCACGCGUCGCCGCACCGGCCGGUACCGCCGCAAUGUGCCUGCAUUUAAAUCUGUAAUAUGUUUGAAUAUAUUUAUUUAAAUUACAUGCUGUAAAGGCCCUUAUCUACUUAUAUUACAUGCACAAUGUAUUUAAGGUACUAAAUUCGAUAAGGAUUAAUGCCGUAUUUGCAUAAAAUCGCUUCGUAAAUAAGCAAUUAUUUCUCGUAAAAAGUAAAUAAAUGGUUAUUGUGGGUUAUCCCUAAGAGAUAGACAUAUACCAUCGCGGACUUUUUGGUACAACUUUUUAAGGUGUACUGUAGUGAAUUAUUUUGAUCUAUCUCGUAGGGUUCAACCAGCGUUUGCAAUGUAAGCGCAAAAAAAUGUAUUUAUUUACAUCACAUUAGAAAUUUCUAAAAUUAUUAUCAGUGUUUUCUACUAUAUUACGCAUAUGCAUGUAUUAAACAUAGUAUAAACCUUUCUCUUGAAUCACUCUAUUUACUGAACAAACCGCAUCAAUAUCCGUUGCGUAGUUUUAAAGAUCUAAACAUAAGUACAUAGGAGCAGACAACGGGAAGCGACUUUUUUAUACUAUGUAGUGAUAGUGAUAAUCUCAAAAUGGAUUGCGUGGUUUUAAAAAUUAUUAUAAGUUGCGCUUAUCGCUCUUUUUUGUUUUGUAAUAAUAUAUUUUAUUAUUAUCUUUAUGACGAGCUUCAUUGUUCAUAUAGUGCGCACAUUUUGAGAUCUGAAACGUAUUUUAUCCCGGAAAAUCAAAGAAGCUUAUACUAGCUAUCUCUGUACCAAAUAGACGAUAUAUACGCGACUUCUUCGAUGCGGAUUUACCUACGGUAUUCAAAAAUCCUAUUCCCAUGGAAAUUUUGAUUUUCCGCGACUAAAAGUAGCCUAUAUCCCUGUCAGGAAUGCAUGAUUUGCAUGCAAGUUUGUUGAAAUUAGUUGAACGGUGAAAAAAUAGCAGGUAGACACACUUUCACAUUUAUAAUUAUUAAUAGAUAUUAGUACAGAUAUGAAUGCUAUGCUUAUAAGUUAUUACAGAUACAUCGGGAGUAUAUGGAAAUGAAAAACAAUUGAAAAGCGCUUUUCAACAACUACUACCAAAACAUGGCCUGGCGCGUAGCGAUAUCUUUAUUACUACGAAGUUAGCGCCUGUUACCAAUGAUGCUAAAUUUGUAGUCCGGGCUUUUGAGAGGUCUCUCAAAAACCUAGAUUUGGAGUAUAUUGAUUUGUACUUGCUGCAAUAUCCUUCUACGCCUCAUACCGAUCCGAAAAGUUCCAAGAAUGCAAAAAUGCGCGCCGAUACCUGGCUUGCAAUCAAUAAAUUGUACGAACAAUCAAAAAUUAAAGCCAUCGGAGUGUCUAAUUUUAACAUUAUGCAUUUGAUGCAAUUAUCUGAAUUGAAGCUUAUCGGGCCGAUGGUUAAUCAGAUCGAGUGGCAUCCGUACUACUACAAUGACGAGAUGCUACAAUAUUGCACAGAAAAUAAUAUACGUCUGCAAGCUCAUAGUUCAUUUGGCGGACUGUCUCAAAAUGAUACAACCCUUAUAAAAGAUCCGGUGGUAUACAACAUUGCAAGGCGAUACAAAGCUGGUGAAGCACAGAUUUUACUUCUGUGGGCUUUACAAAAGGGAGUUGCGGUCAUACCCAAAUCUAACAAUCCUGAACACCUAAGGGAUAAUAUGCAGCUUAAUUUUAGGAUUUCUGAAGAUGAUAUGAUGCUCCUCGACGAUCUUGGCUCUAAGAAUCGAAAAUACGCCUGGGAUCCCACAGCAGUAGCCUAAAGUACGACGCGGUAAGUAGUAGAUAUUUUUAUCGAAGUAUUUGGGCUACUGUCGAUCCAAAAUGCAAUUUCGCAUUAUAAUGAUAGUCAACUGUCUCACCGUUUUACCUACAUGUAUUAUUUAUCUUCUUAUUACAAGGACUAUAUCUAUCUACUGUACUUUACAUUAAAAUAUAUAUUUACAAAUAAAAUUCGAUAACCUCUUCUAUAUACAAAUUGGACAUGAUGACUAUUUUUAUUAACCGACUUCAAAAAAGGAGGAGGUUCUCAAUUCGUCGGAAUCUUUUUUUUUAUGUAUGUUCCCCGAUUUACUCAAAGACCCCUAGACCGAUUUCAAAUUUUUUUUGUUUGUGCAAAUGGUUCCAUAUAAAUUGGGUGAAGAUCUGAUGAAUAUCUUCGGAGAUGGAGAACAGAACUCUGCAACGGAUAGGAGCAAAUUGCUCGCGAUCAGUGUAAAAGCUUAGUAAACAAUAUGGUACAGUGGGGCCACUAAAAAUAAAAAUUUUUGGAUCUCCAUGGUGUUCCCGCGUCCUUAAUAUAUGUUCGUGUAUAUUCCACCUAUUGGAUUCACAUUGGAAUUUCAAAAAAAGCAAAUUCUGUCCCUUAAAAUCCAUUUAGAUACUUUUAUCAUAUCCCACCCGUAUUGUAUUUUAGAUAUUCUAUGACCAUGAUAACUGUUUCAAUUUUUACAAUAUUAUUAUUAUAAUGAGUACUUAGAUAGUUCUUAGCAAAAUUAUAAAUAUUUUAAUCGAAAACUUCAUUGCGAAAUGUCAUGAUGUGAAAUUAAAUUAUUCUCCUGAAGAAUUGGUAUCGUUUCAUUUAUUUAAAAUGCAAUAUGUUUAUUUGAAAUUUCAAAUAUAGAUAUAAUAUAAAUGUAAUUUAAUGGGCAUAAUCUAUUUUUGAUUCUUAUCAAUUCUCGUUGUCUAUAGAUAUUGUGAACACUCGAUGUGACGAAUUAUAUUUAGGUAAAUAUUAUAUAUUAUAGGUUUAGGUAUAUAUUAUAUAUAUAUUAUAGCAUAAUAUUAUGUUGGUUGCAUAGAUAUAAGAAAGCUAUAUUAUUGUGUAAUGCCGUUUGUGUCAUUUGAACACUCGAUGUGACGAAGUAUAUUUAUAAUAUAGUAUAAUAUGUUGGAAGUAUAGAUUUAACAAAACUAUAAUGUGUAAUGUCGUUAAUCGUCGUUAGGUUGUAAAAAUGUUAAAGAGAAACGUCCUCAAAUAUAACAAAUAGAUGUUACUAUCCAUACGCACAUGUAAGCACAAUAUUUACUGUUUGAGAAAUAAAGGUCUACUUCGGUGUUGUCA
Molecule: messenger RNA, 3188 nt
Organism: Maniola jurtina (meadow brown)
Lineage: Eukaryota; Metazoa; Arthropoda; Insecta; Lepidoptera; Nymphalidae
Product: 9,11-endoperoxide prostaglandin H2 reductase-like
Exons: 3
Coding region: 1396-1887 (163 amino acids)
Molecular function (GO): oxidoreductase activity
Source: RefSeq, a predicted model, not a curated record